CCCGCCGAUUCCAGCGGCAAAUUUUUGAUUCCGAAAAAUUCCUCUCCGCGACGAUUAAAAGGGCCGCAGAUCGAAAGAUUUCCUCAUGUUUAAUUCCUUUGAUCUCCGGAAAAUUCCCACCUCUUUCGCGGUCUCUCGCGUUAGACGGAAAGAUUUGUUGGCGAGGAAGAAAGGAGGAGGGGUUUGGAUCCCGGAGGCGAGGAGGAAAUCUAGGGUUAGGGCUUCCUUAAUCGUGGCGUCUUGAGAGAGAGAGAGAGAGAGAGAGAGAGAGAGAGAGAGAGAGAGAGAGGAUGAGCGCGAAGGCGGUGCCGGCGCCCAACUCACAUGGGAACCUGGAGGAGCAGAUCGCGCAGCUCAUGCAGUGCAAACCGCUCUCCGAACAAGAGGUUAGAGUCUUGUGUGAGAAGGCCAAAGAGGUAUUGAUGGAAGAAAGCAAUGUCCAGCCUGUGAAGAGCCCUGUGACAAUAUGUGGUGACAUUCAUGGGCAAUUUCAUGAUCUUGCAGAACUGUUUCGAAUUGGAGGAAAGUGUCCAGAUACAAAUUACUUAUUUAUGGGUGAUUACGUAGACCGAGGGUACUAUUCUGUUGAAACUGUCACGCUUUUGGUGGCCCUCAAGGUGCGUUAUCCUCAGCGAAUCACCAUUCUUAGAGGAAACCAUGAGAGUCGUCAGAUUACCCAAGUUUAUGGAUUUUAUGAUGAAUGUUUAAGAAAAUAUGGUAAUGCGAAUGUUUGGAAGAUCUUCACAGAUUUAUUUGAUUAUUUCCCCUUGACAGCACUGGUUGAAUCUGAAAUAUUUUGUCUACAUGGUGGAUUAUCUCCAUCUAUUGAGACCCUUGAUAGCAUACGUAACUUUGAUCGUGUUCAAGAGGUUCCACAUGAGGGGCCUAUGUGUGAUCUUUUGUGGUCUGACCCUGAUGACCGAUGUGGUUGGGGUAUUUCCCCUCGUGGUGCUGGAUAUACUUUUGGCCAAGAUAUAUCAGAGCAGUUCAACCACACCAAUAAUCUUAAGCUGAUAGCAAGAGCUCAUCAGCUAGUCAUGGAAGGAUAUAACUGGGGACAUGACCAAAAGGUGGUCACCAUAUUUAGUGCACCAAAUUAUUGCUAUCGGUGUGGUAAUAUGGCCUCAAUAUUGGAAGUCGAUGACUGCAAGGGGCAUACGUUCAUCCAGUUUGAGCCUGCCCCCAGGAGAGGAGAGCCGGACGUGACUCGCAGAACUCCUGACUACUUCCUGUAGAUCAGCUAAUGGAGAAGUUACGUUCCUGAUUCCUUGCAGCAAGUACUGCUUUCACAAUGGCAUUGUGAUCUCAGACAUUUCUCAUUAGGAUGGUACAAUCAGUUUGCCACUUUUAUCCAUGGCUGUGGUGAUUUGGACGGAGUAGAUGUAUAAUGAUGUUGGAAGCUAUUCAUCUCUUCAUGUCGUGGAUUCCAUUGCGGUUGGAGGCGGCAAGGUUGAUGGUGGAGCAGCAUGUAUCAUUGUUUUUGCUCUUUUCUUUUUUCUGGUUAUCUUUUUUUUUUUUUGCUUCUUUUUCAUGCUGUCUAAGGGAGCAAGUUUAAACUUAUGGAUCUGCUUUGAUAAAUUCAUAGAUUUAGCUGAGAGUUCUAUAUUUAACAGUCACUUCUGUGGUGUUAUCUUAAGAAUGUAGUCAUAUCGUCUUCUGGACAUAUGGCUUGCCAUUAUUUUA
Molecule: messenger RNA, 1683 nt
Organism: Musa acuminata subsp. malaccensis (wild Malaysian banana)
Lineage: Eukaryota; Viridiplantae; Streptophyta; Magnoliopsida; Zingiberales; Musaceae
Product: serine/threonine-protein phosphatase PP2A catalytic subunit
Biological process (GO): mitotic cell cycle
Cellular component (GO): nucleus; cytosol
Molecular function (GO): protein serine/threonine phosphatase activity
Source: RefSeq, a predicted model, not a curated record